This is a messenger RNA of Oryctolagus cuniculus (rabbit), 1650 nucleotides long. NCBI's taxonomy places the organism in Eukaryota, Metazoa, Chordata, Mammalia, Lagomorpha, Leporidae. The record is from RefSeq and is a predicted model, not a curated record.
AUGGGUAAGGACCCAGCCAGCCGGGUUUCUGAGGAGGAGGAAGAGGAGGGUUCAGAGGGGGAGCCGGAGGCGGCGGGUCCCGCGGGGCCGCCCCGGAGGAGCGACGGGAGGCGGGCCUCGGGGUGGCUCCGGAGGCGGCGGACCGGAGUCGGCGAGCUCCGACGGCCCCAGCGGAGAGGAGGCGGCGGGCGUAGAGCCCGGGUCGCCGAGGGGCGGGGGGGCGGCGGGCCGCGGGGGGGGCGCCGGCGGCCCAGGAGGACUGGAGGCGGGCAGAGGGGCGGAGAGAGAGGGAAGGAGCGCUCGGGAAAGGCCCGCAACGGGAGGUCAGUAGUGGAAAGAGCCCGGGCCGGCGCAGCCAGGGGGAGAAGCAGGGCAAGCUCCGGGACGGGUACUGGGAGGCCUACUGGGAAAGGGGCAGGGAGCGCUACCGGCAGAAGAAAUCGAAGCGCAGGCCCAAGGGCGCGGGGCAGGUGCAGGUGCAGGGGGGCAAGGUCGAGUGGAAGUACCAGCUGGAGAGGAAGUCCAACUGGCUGCAGAGCACGGGAUUCGUGGAGUCUGUGGAGGAGGACAAGUCCUCGCCCUGCAGGGAGAGUCCCGACAUCUUCAAGGUCCGGGUGGGACGCGCAGUUCCGGCAGCCGGCAAUCAGAUUCAGUAUCUGCCCCACGCCUUCUCGUCGCCUGUCGCAGCGGCCGGUUGGGAGCUGCCUCUCCGGCCUCAGCGUCAUGAAGGAGCUAGCGAAGAUGGGUGACCCGAACCUCCUGGGGAUGGUGCAGGAGGAAGGGAGAGUAGUUACUAGAGAAAUAGAUCCCAGUCUACAAACAACAGAGGUAUAUAUUGUUAUGAAUUUUCCUCAUGGACCUACAUUGGCUGUAUCCCUUUCAAAAAAAAUGAGCAAAGCAAAGAUUCUAUCUUCUUCCGAGAUGGGAUUAGGCAAAUUGAUUUUGUACUUUCCUAUGCUUGAUGACUUAAGGGAAGAUGCAGAAAUAAAAGCGGAAAGAAGAAAAGAAUUUGAGCAAAAUCUCCGAAAAUCAGGUCUUGAAUUGGAAAUUGAAGACAAGAGGGACUCUGAAGAUGGAAGGACUUACUUUGUCAAGAUCCAUGCUCCUUGGGAGGUAUUAGUUACUUAUGCUGAAGUAUUGGGAAUCAAAAUGCCUAUUAAGGAGAGUGAUGUUCCCCAAAAUGAGGACACUCCAUUGACCUAUAUGCUUUCGGCUGUGAAACUUCCAGCGAGUGUGAAGUAUCCUCAUCCUGAAUAUUUCGCUGCCCAGUUCAGCAGACAUCGUCAAGAGCUCUUCCUCAUUGAUGAUCCAUCAACUUUCUUUCCAUCCUCGGCAAGAAACAGAAUUGUUUUCCAAGUCCCUUCAAGUAACCCAGUUCGAGGAAAAACAGAGUUCCCAUCCGGACUGCAAAACAGCGUCGGCAAGGACGAGAGACACACAGCUCUCCUUCUCAUCACUCCUCCCCAGUGCUGGUGGGAGCCUUGCAGACCCAUGUGUUUUAGAAAAUUCAUCUCCCCCAAGCUUUGUUUUAAAAACGCUCCCGAACAAAGCUCAGGGCCUUCCUCUGACCUCCACUGCGUCGGUUGGUUAGAUGAGGUCCCUGCCGCAGCUUAUACUUCCAGAGUAAACCUUGCUUUUGCAUUUCGGUGA